AUGAGUGGAAAACCUGCGCUUGGUCUUCUCGGCGGCGGCCAACUCGGCCGUAUGCUCUGCGAAGCCGCAUCUCCUCUCGAAGUCGAAAUCGCCAUCCUCGACGCCCAAGACGCACCCGCCAAGCAAGUUAGCCGUAGCAAAUACCACGUCGACGGUUCUUUCAAAGACUCCCAGAAGAUCAGAGAGCUCGCCAGUAGCUGCAGCGUUCUCAGCGUCGAGACGGAGCAUAUCGAGACUGCUGUUCUAGAAGAGUUGGCCACCGAGGGAAAAGUCGUGGUUUAUCCUUCGUGGAAGACGCUACGCUUGAUUCAGGAUAAGUUUGAGCAGAAGGAUUAUCUGGGAAAGCAGGGUAUUCCUAUCGCUGAGCAGGUCGCUAUUCAGGCAGAGGGUGCGGAGGAGAUGCGAAAGGCGCUGAAGGAUGUUGCGGCCAAGUUUGGAUUUCCUUAUAUGCUCAAGUCGCGAAAGGAUUCGUACGAUGGGCGCGGAAACAUCAAGAUUGCGAAUGAUGAGGAUAUCGAGACUGCUGUGAGCGAAUUUGGAAAGCUCCAGUGCUACGCUGAAAAGUACGUACCUUUCCAGCGUGAGCUCUCGGUCAUUGUUAUUCGCACAGAGGACGCUGAGGGUCGAACAAAGCGUCUUGUGCCGUAUCCUUGCGUCGAGACCGUUCAUGAGGACAAUGUCUGCUCACGGGUUUACAUGCCUCCUCGCGAUACACCCGAUGAGGUGUCCAAGCGUGCGCAAGAGGUUGCUGUCAGUGUUGUUGAGAAGCUCUGGGGACGCGGUGUUUUUGCUGUGGAGAUGUUUGUGACGGAGAAGAAUGACAUCCUUGUCAAUGAGAUUGCGCCACGACCUCACAACUCUGGUCAUCUAACUAUCGAAGCCGUUCCCUACAUGUCUCAGUACAAGGCGCAACUCACAUCCAUUCUCGAUGAGCCCCUCCCCGAAAAGCUUGAGCCCCACGUCGCAUCCAGCAUCAUGAUCAACAUCCUCGGAGGCGCCGAACCAGAAUCUCACAUCCCUCUCGUGCAAAAGGCCAAGUCCAUGUUCGCCAGCAACAUCGGUGUGUACCCCCACCUCUACGGCAAGCAGUCCAAGCCCGGCCGCAAGAUCGGUCACAUCACCCUCACCGGAUUGACCGCCAACAUCAAAGAGCUCGAGGAGUAUGCCCAGCCUCUUGUCAAGUUGGCUGCCGAUAUGCGACAAGAGCGCAUUCAAGCCAAGAGCAAGAGCCUUCGUCCUGAACAGGCUGUUGCCAAGACUACAAAAGAUCCUUUGGUUCUGGUUACCAUGGGCUCCGAUUCUGAUCUCCCUGUUCUCAAGGCUGGUCUUGAUAUCCUCACUCAGUUUGGCGUUCCCUGGGAGGUUGACAUUACGUCUGCUCACCGAACACCUGUCAAGAUGGGUGAUGUUGCGACUGCUGCUGCUGACCGGGGUAUCAAGGUCAUCAUUGCCGCUGCAGGAGGAGCUGCCCAUCUUCCUGGCAUGGUCUCAGCAUACACCCCUCUUCCUGUCAUUGGCGUUCCUGUCAAGGCUACUCACCUGGACGGAAUGGACUCUCUUCUGAGCAUCGUCCAAAUGCCUCGAGGCGUUCCUACAGCCACCGUGGGCAUCAACAACUCCACCAACGCUGCUCUUCUCGCUAUCCGAAUCCUGGGCGCUUUCGUGCCAGAGUACCUCGAGAAGAUGAGGGCUUACCAGGUUGACAUUGGUGAGCAGGUGAAUGGUAAGGCUACUCGAUUGAGGGAGUCUGAUGUUGAGUCGUACUUGGCUCAAAUGAAGAAAUGA
Molecule: messenger RNA, 1785 nt
Organism: Fusarium subglutinans
Lineage: Eukaryota; Fungi; Ascomycota; Sordariomycetes; Hypocreales; Nectriaceae
Product: phosphoribosyl-5-aminoimidazole carboxylase
Exons: 3
Coding region: 1-1785 (594 amino acids)
Biological process (GO): 'de novo' IMP biosynthetic process
Molecular function (GO): phosphoribosylaminoimidazole carboxylase activity; metal ion binding; ATP binding
Source: RefSeq, a predicted model, not a curated record